Molecule: messenger RNA, 729 nt
Organism: Penicillium malachiteum
Lineage: Eukaryota; Fungi; Ascomycota; Eurotiomycetes; Eurotiales; Aspergillaceae
Exons: 2
Coding region: 1-729 (242 amino acids)
Source: RefSeq, a predicted model, not a curated record
AUGGCCGAUCAAGAUCCUCAAUCACCUAAUCCGGAGUCUGCAUCUACCCCAAACAAACCUAAGCGUUCUCCUCCUAAGUUAGGAAAGAAGUCCCCUGCCAAACAAGAACAGACUCCCCCUCCUUCAGAGCAAGAACAAGACGAGAACAAAGAGUCGAAGGAAGAAGAGACUACUGAGGAUCAAGAGCAAGAAAAGGAACAAGAAAAGGAUCAGGAGCAAGAGCCUGAACCCCACAAGCAAGAGCCUGACUCGGACGAAGAAAAGCACGAGGAACAGAAGCAAGAAGACGCUCAACCCGAGCCCGAACCCCAACCAGAACCUCAACAGCGACGUCGUCGUCGUCCUCAGCGCAAACAAGAGUCAGACGUCGAGUCAGUUCACCGCGGCGAUAUGGACGGUCAACAGCAGCAGCGUCCCCGAACUCGGCGUACGCGCCAGCCCCAGCAGCAACAGCAAGGCAGUGGUCCCCUUGAUAGCCUCGGUGGUCUUGGUGGUGUUGACCAAGCUGGCCAGCUGAUCCAGAAUACCGCCGGUAAUGCACUGAACGGUGUAACUGGAUCAGCAGGCAAGGCUGUUGGCGGGAUCCUUGGUGGUGGACAAAAGGAGGAAAAGGAAGAUAGUGGUGGUCGGGAUGAGCAGUUGCGAUUGCGAUUGGAUCUCAAUCUGGAUAUUGAGAUUCAGCUUAAGGCAAAGAUCCAUGGUGAUUUGACCCUAGGAUUGCUUAAUUAA